Molecule: messenger RNA, 1793 nt
Organism: Magallana angulata
Lineage: Eukaryota; Metazoa; Mollusca; Bivalvia; Ostreida; Ostreidae
Product: microtubule-associated protein RP/EB family member 1-like
Exons: 9
Coding region: 19-1020 (333 amino acids)
Biological process (GO): protein localization to microtubule plus-end; spindle assembly; regulation of microtubule polymerization or depolymerization
Cellular component (GO): microtubule organizing center; microtubule plus-end; spindle midzone
Molecular function (GO): microtubule plus-end binding
Source: RefSeq, a predicted model, not a curated record
AAGAUUUUAUAACUAAGCAUGUCUUACUACCAUAGUGGAAUAGAUCCUAUUGCUAGAUAUAAGGAAAAGGAGAAACAGAUUAAGCAAAGGCAGUAUGAGAGGAGCAAUAGAGCUGUUCACUUAUGGAGAAAGGCUCGCUUUUGUGUUUUAAAAGAACAGGAUUUAAGAGAAAGAAGAGAUGACCGCUCCAUGGCUGUGAACGUGUAUAGUACAAACAACCAGGCAGACAAUCUGAGUCGCCAUGACAUCCUGGCCUGGGUCAACGACAGCAUCCACACAAAUUACGGCAAAAUCGAGGAACUCUGUUCAGGGGCCGCAUACUGCCAGUUUAUGGAUAUGUUAUUUCCUGGUACUAUACAGUUAAAAAAAAUAAAAUUCAGUACAAAGUUAGAACAUGAAUAUAUACAGAACUACAAAAUUCUACAAUCCUCAUUUGGAAAGUUAGGGGUGGAUAAGGUGAUUCCAGUUGAGAGACUUGUAAAAGGACGCUUCCAAGAUAACUUUGAAUUUGUACAGUGGUUUAAACGCUUUUUUGAUGCUAAUUACAAUGGUGAUGGAGAGUAUGAUCCUGUAAUGGCAAGGGGAGGGGAAACUGUGGGAAAUGUUGGAAAACCAGCAGUAAUGAAAUCUCCGGCGGCAGCAAAGACUGGUAUCUCCAGAGGAACAACAAAGGCUCCAACUAGGACAACUACAAAGAGUCCCUCUGCAAUAAGUAAACCAGUAGCCAAUGUUAAAGCCACAGUGAACAGUGGGGGAGGUGAUAAUGGAGCCAAAAUAGCAGAAUUAACGCAACAGAUAAAUGAACUGAGGUUAACAGUGGAAGGACUAGAGAAGGAGAGGGACUUUUACUUCGGAAAGCUUAGGGACAUUGAAGUCACAUGUCAGGAAAACGAGGACAAUGAAGUGAUCAAGAAUGUCAUGGAUAUCCUUUAUGCAACCGAGAGUCAAGAAAAUGCACCAGUGGAUGGAUUUGCUCCUCCCGAGGAGGAUGGAAACGUGGAAGAGGAGGAGGAGUAUUGAGGGCGUAGGCCACACCCACUUAGUGCUAUUUAAAAACACUCAUUAUUUUGGCUCAACCGGUUGCUUUUGUUCAAAGUUUACUUGAAUUCAUCUGAAGGGCUUACAUUACACCUUACCCAAAGGAUUUUCCCUCCAUUUCUACAUCAAAUGGAAUUUGGAAGGAAAGCUGUGUCAUAUGACAAUAUCAAGUGCUAUUGUAGAGGCCGCUGAUUUUUCAGUGGAAUCUCUUGUUUGUUGUAUUGCACAGUGUAUGUAUUAUAGCUGUGAAAAAUAUUUAUCAAUGUGAUAACUUUGUAUUAUAUUUGACCAUGCUGUAUUAUUUCUCCUUUUUUUCAGCCACUGUGUAAUUUUUUUUUUAUAUAACAUUGGGUUUUCCUUAUUGUUUGUAUGUAUAUCUGUUCACUCAAAUUUUUUAAACAUUUCUAAAACUAAAGUUAAAUUUGGGUUUAAAGCAGUUGAGACAAUUUAAGAAUUAUUAGAAUCAUGCUUUUUUUAAUGUUCAUUGUUCUUUAUUUUUCAUUUUUCUUAACAAAUUGUUCAACUCAUUUUGACAUCAUCUUUAUUUUUUUGUUCUCGUACUACUGCUGACUAACAAAGAGAAAAUUAGAAAAUAUAAAUAUAGAGCUAAAGUUUAUUACCAUUUAGGAAAUAUAUUCAGUUGACUACGAUGUGAUAACUUCAUACAAUUUUGAUUGUACAUGUAAUUACAUCAAAUGCAUGAAUCAAAUUAUGUUGAACAAUAAACUCAGUUUAUUAAAGCUAUACAAGAUCUG